AUGCAACAACUCUGGGUGCUUCCGUGCGGAUGGGACGAUCCAGUACCGGACAACCUACAAACUAAAUGGAAACAUUAUUGUCAAGACCUACCGAAAGUGUCUGCUUUUCGCGUUCAACGCUACGCUUUUCUACCCAGAUCUAAGGUGCAGCUGCACACAUUCACAGAUGCCUCCGAGGAUGCAUACGGAGCGUGCGUCUAUGCACGAUGCGAAAACCCCAAGGGAAAUGUCCGAGUAGAACUACUAGCCGCGAAAUCUAGAGUAGCCCCUCUGAAGCGUUUGAGUAUCGCACGUCUGGAACUAUGUGCUGCUGUUCUCGGUGCUCACCUUUACGACCACGUCAAGCAAGCCCUAGAUCUGCAGAUCGAGUCAUCCCAUUUUUGGACAGAUUCCACGGUUACCCUUCAGUGGCUAAAAUCACCACCAAACGUCUGGAAGACUUUCGUGGCCAACAGAGUGGCUGAAGUGCAACACCACACACACGGCUGCCAAUGGCGCCACGUUCCGGGAAGUGAAAAUCCAGCUGAUUUGGUAUCUCGAGGCACGACAGUUGAAGGACUUCUUAGCUCUGACUACUGGUACAACGGACCACACUGGUUAGCACUUCCGUCCCGAGAAUGGCCCAUACUCACUCUACCAGGUGUUCCCGACGAAGAACUGGAGAUUCGUCAAGUCGUAGCAGCUGUGCAAACACAAACUACAAUCAACCCGCUGUUCCUUCGCUACAGUUCUUUCACCCGUCUACUGCACAUCGUCGGCUACUGUUUGCGCUUCAUUUCCAACAGCAGAGCGAAGAUUCAGGCGAGGAACAGCCUGCAAGCAUCACCCGAUACUUCCCACAGCAUAUCUCUAACCGUGGAACAAGUACGAAUCGCAAAAACACGCCUCACUCGUUUAGCGCAAGAAGAUGCUUUCAACGACGAAAUUCGGGAACUCGAGAAGGGAAAAUCCAUUUCAAAAAAGUCAACCAUUCGCUUAUUAAAUCCUAUUCUAGAUUCUGAGAGAGUUCUAAGGGUUGGAGGGAGAUUAAACUUGUCCCAGUUGCCUUACCAUCUACUGGCCACCAUACGGCAAGAGUUCUGGCCUUUGGAUGGCCGUCGGCUGGUUAGAAGCAUUGUUCGCAAUUGCUUCCGUUGCACUCGUUUCAAUCCAGAGCCCGUAGAGCAACAAAUAGGCCAGCUACCUGCCCAACGAGUAGUGCCAGGAAGACCGUUCGAAGUCAUCGGAGUAGAUUACGCCGGCCCGGUUUAUCUCAAACCAACACACCCACGGGCGCCUGCGAUGAAGGCGUACAUCUGCAUAUUCGUAUGCUUCACAACGAAGGGUGUCCAUAUUGAGCUUGCCAGCGACCUAUCCACCCACACCUUUCUGAAGGCGUUGCGACGUUUCAUCUCACGUCGUGGCAGUCCCUCUCAUCUGCACUCAGACAAUGGGAAAAACUUUGAGGGAGCCAAAAAUGAGCUCGUUGAACUGUACCGGAUGCUUCGCAGUAACUCCGACCAAGACAAAAUUCGCAACGCUUGCGCCGAAAUUGGCAUACAAUGGCAUCUGACGCCCCCGAAAGCCCCACACUUCGGUGGGCUGUGGGAGGCGGCCGUGAAGAUCGCCAAAAGGCACUUGUUUCGCCAGCUGGGGUCCACCAGACUAUCGUUCGAGGAUAUGGCAACGGUGUUGACACAAAUUGAAUCAAUAAUGAAUUCACGCCCGCUGCUUUCCAUCUCUGACGAUCCGUGCGACCUCAGCGUUUUAACGCCUGCACACUUUCUCAUCGGCACUUCAGCGACAGCUUUGCCCGACCCAGACAUCAGCACAGUCCCAACAAAUCGGCUCACGCACUACCAACAGCUCCAGAUGCACGUCCAACAAUUCUGGAUCCGUUGGCGUGAUGAAUAUUUGCACGAACUCCAGCGGGAUUCGAAACAUCGCAGCCGAAACAACGAAAUCAUUCCGGGCCGGAUGGUCGUCGUAGUGGAUGAGAUGCAGGCUCCUCUCAGGUGGCCUCUUGCGCGAAUAACUGGAGUCCACCCAGGAAAAGACAAAAUCGUCCGUGUCGUAUCGCUUCGAACAGCGAGAGGAAUCAUCACUCGCCCCGUCACGAAAAUCUGCUUGUUGCCGUUCUCCGAUGCCAGCACCGACACAGAGGGAAGUCCAGCGACCAGUGAACAAACAGCAGACCAAACAGAAACGAAUAUUUCAUGUACCAAUCCUGAAAAAUAA
Molecule: messenger RNA, 2217 nt
Organism: Toxorhynchites rutilus septentrionalis
Lineage: Eukaryota; Metazoa; Arthropoda; Insecta; Diptera; Culicidae
Exons: 1
Coding region: 1-2217 (738 amino acids)
Biological process (GO): DNA integration
Molecular function (GO): nucleic acid binding
Source: RefSeq, a predicted model, not a curated record